AUGACAGUUAGAUUCUCCCAAUUGAAUGUCAAGAAAACUCCUAUAAUCACAACUACUCCUGAUGCAUCACCUAUAAUCCAACCUGUUGAAGCUGUUCAAUUACAAAAUGUAACUCCUGACAAACAUGGCUCAGCUGAGGGAAAUAAUUCCACCACUACUACGACCACUACUACUACCACCACCAAUAGAAAUCCACCGAGUCCUAGUAUGUCUGUCCAAACUUCACCAUCAUUGGUUGGAAUACCCUCUUUCUUGGAUUCAGUCGAAGAAGACAACAUGAACUUCCAUUCUCCACUAGAUGAUCUUAUAGAGGCUAACAGAGCAGAACUAACCUCAGCCUCAUCUUCUCAUUAUUCAUACCUCCAUGGUGAUGAGGUUUAUGGGCCGAUAUUAUUCGAACAUUCCUCAAUGGAAGAUGGUAGAAAUAUUUAA
Messenger RNA from Heterostelium album PN500, 432 nucleotides. RefSeq lists its product as uncharacterized. The transcript is spliced from 3 exons. The record is from RefSeq and is a predicted model, not a curated record. NCBI's taxonomy places the organism in Eukaryota, Evosea, Eumycetozoa, Acytosteliales, Acytosteliaceae. Bases 1 to 432 code for a protein of 143 amino acids.